This is a messenger RNA of Pocillopora damicornis (cauliflower coral), 625 nucleotides long. RefSeq lists its product as uncharacterized. The record is from RefSeq and is a predicted model, not a curated record. Lineage: Eukaryota; Metazoa; Cnidaria; Anthozoa; Scleractinia; Pocilloporidae.
AUCACUAAGAGAGACAGCUGAACAGUUUCUACAGUUUCUUAGGGCAACUGAAACCUGGAGUCACUGACCAUCUAUUCGAUGACCAGGAUGCAUUCCGUUUCAAUACUACUCAUGGUCCUUAUCCUGAGUUUCGCAAUCCUGAGGUCUGGAGCCGACUACGCGGCCUGUGCUAAUAAUUGUUACAGUACUUACAGGCAAUGUGUGGGAAUCUGCAAAGUGCAAGCGGAUUGUUUCAGUUGCUCAAACAGUUGGAGAAACUGCGAUGCAGGAUGUCGAAAGAAGAGAGAACUAGCGGCAAAUUUAGGGGCUGGGGUCUAUUCUAAAAAAGACGAAAAACUGUCGGAGUUUAGUUUGAAAAAAGCUGCCAGUGAAAAGCAGAAGAGAAUGUGGAACCUCCUAUUCUACCGCAGGAAACGAACAGCAUAAAUAUCAGGAUUAGCUUUGAGGGAGUGAGGGAGGCUUAAAUGUUUAUGUUAACCCUAGGUAGUAAAUUGAUAAUUCCAUUUACGAGUUUCAAUCGUAUUUUUCUUUGCAUGGUAGAAAUUUCUAAAAAUGAGAUAAACAGGCUGAGAGUAAUUAUAUCACAUUAGUAGAAACUAAUAAAGUUAGAGAUUGAAAAAAAAAA